ACUACAUUAAUUAUCAGAGUAUCACUGUAUCACCGUUGGAAUUGGGUUUGGGAUGCAUUUCACUUUCACUAGCAGAUAACAAAGCACAGUCUUGCCGGAGUCGCACUGAACCCAACUUACAGCCGUAAAAGCAAAAUCUGGUCGGGAACUCAGCCGGAGUUGGUCGCCGUCCUCCCUUAACAGGGAGAAAACCCGUACAGUUUUGCAGCAUUGCCACAACCACAACUUAAAACCAUGCGUCAAUGUUUCUGAGUAUCAUAAGCAAAAGCAUAAAGAGAAAAGGUUUUUCAUUUUGAAACAAAUUGAUGAUGUGUGUAUAAACCUUUGCAGGUUUGAAUUGGUUAUGAUCCACUAGCAAAUAUUUGAAUCUCAAAUGACGAUUCUUUCUCUGUUGCCAACAAACUAUUCAGGUUUCCUUCAUCAAGAUACUCCUUUUCUGCAGUCAAAGUUUCCGGCAAGAAUUGGUUAUUAUCACAGAGAUGAUUCUGUUACUCCACAAAUGAUUUGUAAAGCCAACAUAAAACAAAAAUAUUCAAACAAUAUCAGCACCAAGAUUGUGAUGUCUGCUUCAAGUAAUGACCAGCAGUAUAUAAGCUAUGAUGAUUCGCCCGAGGAGCCCAUUUUGCUAACAUUGAUCAAAGAAUCCUUAUGGGGUUUAAAAUCCUUAUUUGUGUUUUUAAUUGAGCAACCUAGCCAGCUGAAAUACAUCGAGUGGCCAAGCUUUAGUAAUACGCUGAGGACCGCGACACUGACUCUUGUUAUUGUGGCAUUUCUUCUUGUUGCAUUAUCAUCUGUUGAUUCAGCUCUCAGCUACCUUUUGAAUUUAGCUCUUCGAAAGAGCACAUAGCAGUGCAGUAUUGUUCAUGUCACCACAUUACUAUGUAAGCAGUUUACUUAUGAUGCUUGUAAUCUGUUUAGGUCCAUCCUUGUUAGCAUUUAAUUAUUGACUCCUAUUGUGAACUUAAAAUGAUUAAACUAUUCUAGUAAUAAGUUGGAGUCAUUAGCUCUUCUUAGAUGUUCAA
Messenger RNA from Vicia villosa (hairy vetch), 1022 nucleotides. RefSeq lists its product as uncharacterized. The coding region runs from base 374 to 847 and encodes 157 amino acids. Lineage: Eukaryota; Viridiplantae; Streptophyta; Magnoliopsida; Fabales; Fabaceae. The transcript is spliced from 7 exons. Gene Ontology annotation, biological process: protein targeting. The record is from RefSeq and is a predicted model, not a curated record. Gene Ontology annotation, cellular component: membrane.